GUGGAGGCACAAGCCACAUGCCCAAUUUUACCUUCAAAAUGACACCCAAAGCAGGAGCUUUGGGAAGAAAAGCUGGAAAAGCAGGACUGGCUGCUACGCCAAUGCCUGGCCAGGAUGGAGUCAUGGCACGACUGAACCACCAGGGCCGGAUUUUGGCACGAGUUGGGGAUGCUCAAGGCUGAGAUGGCCGUGCCAGGAGGGCACCCCAAAACCUCCACCCAUCACCACAAGUCCCUCCUCCGCUCUCCCCUUCCCAAUUUCCCGGGCCCCCCUGUGCAGCAGACGGAUGCUGGGUAAGAGGUGUGUCUGUGGGAGCCGUCCUCGCCACGCAGCGUCGCCCGGCUGCCAUCCCUGCCACGGCUCUUCCGCCCGGGCUGGGGGCACAACCCGGGGCACACGGGGCUGAGCCUCUGCUGGCGAUGCCAACAACACCACGGGCAGGCUCUGGGACAAGGACAUCACCCAGCUGGCCUUGGCGGAGGGAAGGGGUCCCUGGUGGGGACACGGGCACGGCGAUGCCAACCCCUUUCUCUGCCUUCUCCCCUUUUCCUCCCCCCGUUUGGCACUUGGCAGCGGAGCCGUGGCGGCGGCUGGGGCGCGGUGCCGGGGAAAGGCUGCCAAGGCUCGCCAGCCCCCCGUGCCAAGGCUGGCGGCUGGCAGAAGGGCCGCCCGCGCCUGGCAGGGCUUCGUCAGCUGCGGGAGGAUCCCCGUGCCGCGCUCGCUGCCAAUUUCCCCGCGAGCUGGCACCGCAGGCGGCUCCGGAGGCACCGGCAGAGAGGCUGGGGAGGACGGAUUGUGAAAGGGAGAGAGGAAAAAAAAGAAAUUAAUGGACACAUGCCAUCGCUGGAGCGGUGAGGCUGCCAAAGCACCAGCAGGCAGCGGGGGCAAAACCCACCGGCGGCACAGAGGAGGGUCUGCAGCGCGUCCCGGCGUGGGCACAUGGAGCACGGGCGGCGUGGAGGAGGCACGGCAGGGCCGAGGCAGGACGGAGGACAGAGGUCUCAGGCCCACAGGAGCUGCCCCAGCCUGGCCCUGGAUGUCACUGUGCCACCCCUCCCCGCUGUGGGACAGUCCUGGGGCUGUGGUGUGAUGGAUGUGGAUGUGCCACCAGCCUGGUCCUUGCUGGGAUGCACCGACAGCUGCUGAGCACCAAAUCCGCUGGGAUGUGGCAACGGGAAUGGGAUUUCCCCUGGGACCCUCCUGCAGCCACCAGGAUUCAGCAUCCCAGGAGUGAAGAAGGUUCAUUCAUCCAGAAGUUUAUCCAUGCAAGCACAAGUGGAGCUUUACCAAACACGCCCAGGCCCUGCUGGCUGCCUUGGGGGCCAGGAUUCUGCCUGGGAAGGAGGAAAGUGCUCCUCACCCUGCUCCAGACCAUGGCAGCGUCACCCAGGGGACCUGCGUGGACACUCCGAGGGCUGUGCCAGGUCCUGGAGCUCACCUGGAGCACACCAGUCCUAAUCCCAGCUCCUCUCUGUGUCCUGGGGCUGCUCGGGGCUGUCCCAUCCCAGCCCCUCUCCGUGUCCUGGGGAUGCUCGGGGCUCUCUGCCCGACCCCAGCCCCUCUCCGACCCCAGCCCCUCUCCGUGUCCCAGGGAUGCUCGGGGCUGUCCCAUCCCAGCUCCUCUCCAGGGCUGUCCCAUCCCAGCCCCUCUCCAUGUCCCGGGGAUGCUUGGGGCUCUCUGCCCGACCCCAGCUCCUCUCUGUCCGGGCUCUCUGCCCGACCCCAGCCCCUCUCCAUGUCCCAGGGAUGCUCGGGGCUCUCUGCCCGACCCCAGCCCCUCUCCAUGUCCUGGGGAUGCUCGGGGCUCUCUGUCCCACCCCAGCCCCUCUCCGACCCCAGCCCCUCUCCGUCCGGGCUCUCUGCCCCAUCCCCACCCCACACCAGGAGCUCUACGGGCCAUCCCGCCCUUCAAACCCCAAGGAACCGGGCAGGGAACUCGUGUCGGGGGCUGGUUCUGGAGUGGGAUUGGGGUGCCACAGGAGGCUCCGGGGGUGCUGUGGGUGCUGCCGGUCACUGCCAGGUUACAUCUGCCGGGGCACGCAAGAGUGACUCCAGAUGCAUUAGAAGUGCCGUGCUCCAAUUUCAAUUUCAUCGUCUCACAAUCAUUUUCAGGCUCCUCUUAGUGCCACAUUAACGAAGCCUGCUCGUUUGAAUGCAUAAUUAGCCCAAGCAUUCUACCUCGCUAAUUUCGAAGCAAGGAGGGGGGGAGAGAAGGGGGGGAAUUUGCAUAUUAAUCUAGCAGAGGGAGAGAAAAACUGUUUACCACUUGCUUCUUGCUGUUGAUCACAGCGGACUUAACUCUUUCCCGGGUGCCAUCUGGAGCUGGAGCGGGCUCCCAGCCGGCACGUGGGACGGGCCGCAAAGGUUACAGACUGCAAUUAAAUAAUUAAAUCCUGCCGAGAGCCCCUGAGAGCCCUGGGGCUGCGGCUCCUGCCAGCGCAGGGCGCAUGAAAGGCGGCUGAGGUGGAGGUGGCAGCUCCGAAAUGUCCCCUACCCUCCUCCCUGGUGGCUGAAAAGCCACCCACCCACCCGUUGUCACCCCCUCAGGGUGGCAGUGUCCCAUCCCGGAUCCACCCCUUGGCCAAGCAGAAGGGAUUCCCAGCAGUGCCAUCCCUCCUGCAAAUUCCAACUCCGUCACCCUCGGCGUGUCCCCUUCAAAGGGACACCUUUGCCCUCAGGGCUCUGUGAUUUUAGCAUCCCCCACCCACGCCGUGCUGCUGGAUGGAUGAGCGUGUCCCUUCCCCGCAGCCCCUUUGCAGGGGGUGUCCCGUGGGGUCCCCACAGCCUCUGCACACCAAGAGCACCCGAGGAGCGGGGUGGGCAGCACAACUCACCCCAGCCCCCCAAACACCGGCUCCCUUUGUUUGGGAGUCUGUGGGCGUCUUGAGCCGAGGUUGGAGGUAAUUUGUCUGUCUCCUGCAGCGGGCUGUCAUCUCGCAUCUGUGAGCCAGUUCUGUUUGCACUGCCAUUAAAAAAAUCUCAGGUCUGACAGGUAAUAAAAAAAACCCAAAAAAACCCCAAAAAACCCCAUUAAAAAAUAGCAACAGGAUGUUGGGAAUAUCACAGACUCGUCGCAGCUGGACCACCCUCACAUGCAGCUCUCACUGUCCGGGUAUUUGGGUUUGAGGGUGGUCGCACUGCACUGAGCCCUGGUUUGGCCUUUGGACACGUAUCCCCAGGGAUGUCCCCUCGGCACCUCCAUCCCGGCUCCCCAAACGCCAUCCUCAGCCCUGGAGACCCCCCUGCCCCAUCAGCCACCCUGCCUCGCUGGCUCGGAGCCAUCCCAGCGCGUCACAGCCAUUUGGGGACACCUCCACCCUCGGCAUCCCCGGCUGAGUCCGCACCGCAGCCGCACGGAGCCGUGCCCGGGGGUUUAUCCUUCCCCAGCCCCGGGGGUGCGGAGCCGAGGGCGGGGGGCGCACCCCAAAAGUGCCCGAGGGCGCUCCGGAGCGGGGCCGGCGCUGCGGAGGGGCGCGGGGCUGGCUCGGAAAGGGUUAACGGUUGAUUACAGCCUUUGUCUCCGCACCAGCGUACAUAAUGCGCCCGCAUUUGCAUACUGCAGUGUGCGCUCAAUUAAAAUGAACUUUUAAUUUCUUCUAA
Taeniopygia guttata (zebra finch) is the source of this 3600-nucleotide messenger RNA. The record is from RefSeq and is a predicted model, not a curated record. Lineage: Eukaryota; Metazoa; Chordata; Aves; Passeriformes; Estrildidae.